GCUGCUUGCUGGGAGAGGACAUUAGGAAUGCCUUUCAGUGCCUGGCUUCCUGAGCUAUCUCACGGUAGCCAGGCGGCUUGGGGCAAUCUGACUGCAUCUCACCUUCAGCCCUGCAGGAAUCUGGAUGCAGGCCAAAUACAGCAGCACGAGAGACAUGCUGGAUGAGGAUGGGGACACCACCAUGAGCCUGUAUUCUCGAGCCUCAACUAUCACCCGGCAGCUAGAGCCCAGGCAUGCAGAGCGCAGGACUCCCUCUUCAGCUUGGCGCCCAGUGGCCCUGACACUACUGACUUUGUGCUUGGUGCUACUCAUAGGCCUGGCAGCCCUGGGCUUUGUGUUUUUUCAGUUCUACCAGCUAUCCAGUACUCAACAAGACAACAUCUCUGAAAAGGAAGAAAGGUUGGGGAAUCUUUCUCAACAUCUGCAGUCUCUCCAAGCCCAGAAUAGGAAACUUGCAGAAACCCUGCAGCAUGUGGCUGAAAAACUCUGUCGUGAGCUCUAUAACAAAAGUGGAGGACACAGGUGCAACCCUUGCCCAGAAAAAUGGAAGUGGCAUGGGGACAAUUGCUACCAAUUCUAUAAAGAGAGUAAAAGUUGGCAGGGCUGUGAAUAUUUCUGCACUGGUGAGAACGCUACCAUGCUGAAAAUAAACACACAAGAAGUGCUGGAGUUUGCCAUGCCUCAGAGCUACUCUGAGUUUUUCUACUCUUAUUGGAUAGGGCUCUCCCGCAAUGGCAGUGGCAAAGACUGGCUGUGGAUGGAUGGAGCACCUUACUCCUUUGAACUGUUUGAGAUUAUAAUAGAUGUCAGCAGCCUAAGAAGCAGGGACUGUGUGACCAUCCUCAAUGGAAAGGCUUUCUCAAAGGACUGUAGAGAGUUGAGACGAUGUGCAUGUCAGAGGAUGGCGGCUAGAGUGGAGCCCAAAAGUCUUCGCUAGCACCCCUGAACCAACAAAUGAAGGGGACCAACUGUUCUGCUUCAGCUACUAGCAAAAGAGCUGAGCCAAGUGAGGCCAGUGCAAGGCAUAUUUGAGACACUGGGAAAUGGAAAAUAAUCAGGAAAGGCAAACUCUCAGACUGGUACAAGCAAGAUUCCCAUUUUUCCUGUUCAGGAUCAUCAACAUUUCUGAGUUUGAGGUUCAUGCACAUGUUUACCAGUCACAAGAAGUCUUAUCUGUGGACCACCAACCAGCCCCAGAAACCCUUAAGGUUUUCAUCCACUUUCUUGACUUAGAAAUAACUUUCUGGGUUUCUUCUUUCUCAACAUCCAACAUCAUCUCCCUGUUUCCAUGUCUUCCUCAUAUGUGGAGAAGUGAGACACUCACUAAAAUAGAGGAAUUAAAUGGAAGUCACACCCUUUGUUCCAGAAGCAGGUGGUCCAGGGGAAAUGAACAGAUUUCCCAUCCUGUGCUUCUACAUGCAUGACUAAUUCUUUUUGUUUCUCUUCAGUUCACACUUUUCCUUUCCCAGUCUGUCAAUAAAGACUCCAUCUGAAACAGCUGAA
Molecule: messenger RNA, 1503 nt
Organism: Sciurus carolinensis (gray squirrel)
Lineage: Eukaryota; Metazoa; Chordata; Mammalia; Rodentia; Sciuridae
Gene: Clec1a
Product: C-type lectin domain family 1 member A
Exons: 6
Coding region: 125-937 (270 amino acids)
Source: RefSeq, a predicted model, not a curated record